Molecule: messenger RNA, 930 nt
Organism: Anthostomella pinea
Lineage: Eukaryota; Fungi; Ascomycota; Sordariomycetes; Xylariales; Xylariaceae
Source: the annotation of a GenBank genome assembly
AUGACGCGGAUAAUUCUAUCAACGGGUAACAUCGUCUCCGGUGGCCCGUCCAUCAUACGGAAACCCGGCACGUACCGAUCCAACCUCGAGUUCACCAAUUCGCUCCGCAGCAACUUCCUGGCCGCGCAACAAGACUACGCCGCGGCCCUUCAAAACGGCAAUGGCGAGACCAACGGGUCGGGUCGGCCGGCGACAGAUGUCUGGACAGCGAAGGAAGACUCCGCCUUAUACAUACCGCGCAUCGACUGGGCUUCGGCGGGGCUGCAAGAGGAGCGCGCGCAAUACGAAAUCACCGUGAAACUAUUCUUCCUGCCCACAGCACCGCCAGAGAAGCGCUCCGAAUACAUCAACGAGGCCUUGCGACUGGUUACGAAAGAGCUCCGCCUAGAAACCGUCGAUCUCCUAAUAACCUCGUUUCCCGGCGUGUCAUUCGAGGGCGACUGCGAAUGGGAGGCCGACAAGAUAAACGCGACGAUGGGCAAUGAAGAGGAGGAGGUCAACACGUGGUCUGCGCUGGAGGCCCUGCACGAGCAGGGCAAGGUCAGUCGGCUGGGCAUCGCCGAGUUCGGCAGCGACAAGCUCCAGCGGUUCAUAGGAAAGGUCAAAGUCCGGCCGGCGGUCGACCAGAUCAACAUCAAGAACUGUUGCAACGUCCCUCCGCCGCUCGCGCUGCUUGCGAAAGACGAGAAUAUCGAGCUGCUGACGCACGGCGACUGCACGGACAUACUCCCCAGUGGCACCCUCCGAGAACUCCUAGGUCAAGGUCUGCAAGGCGCGGGCGUCUUGGCCGACGGUGAGGAUAAUGCUAAGGGCCUCAGGGGUGACCUGAAGCCCGAGUGGGUUGUCAAGUAUACGGCGUUCGUCAAGGACAGAGGUGUAAUCGAGAACAAAGGCUACUUCGCGGGAGCUGAGCUGGUGGAAGAAGCAUGA